This is a messenger RNA of Mirounga angustirostris (Northern elephant seal), 1200 nucleotides long. Its product is annotated as transcription factor BTF3-like. NCBI's taxonomy places the organism in Eukaryota, Metazoa, Chordata, Mammalia, Carnivora, Phocidae. Gene Ontology annotation, cellular component: nascent polypeptide-associated complex; cytosol. The record is from RefSeq and is a predicted model, not a curated record. The transcript has a single exon. Bases 370 to 756 code for a protein of 128 amino acids.
GUUGUCUAUUAAUAAUUAAGUUUUGGGAGAAUCAAAGUUAUACAUGAAUUUUUGACUGUGCUGGGCGUUUGCACCCCUAACCCUCACAUUGUUCAAGGGUCAACUAUGUAUCUAUAUAUUUAUCAAAAGAUAUAACUGUCAAUAUACAGUGAUAACACAAAGUAUGGAUCUUGCAUACUAGUUAGGAAUGAAUAGACCCUAAAUACAUAAAUGAAUAUUAAACAAAAAUAGAACCCUAGUCCCCUCAUGGUCCCAUUUCUGCUCCAACAAGAUCAAACUAUCAUGAACCAGGAAAAACUCACCAAACUGCCAGCCCAAGUGUGCAUUGGUGGGAAAGGAACUGCUUCCUGAAAGAAGGUGGUUCAUAGAAUGGCUACAGCAGAUGAUAAAAAGCUUCAGUUCUCCUUAAAGAAGUUAGGGGUAAACAACAGCUCUAAUAUUGAAGAAGUGAAUAUGCUCACAAACCAAAAAACAGAAAUCCACUUUCACAACCCGAAAGUUCGGGAAGCCCUGGCAGCGAGCACUUUCUCCAUUACAGGCCAUGCUGAGACAAAGCAGCUGACAGAAAUGCUACCCAGGAUCUUAAACCAACUUGGUGCAGACAGUCUGACUAGUUUAAGAAGACUGGCUGAAGCUCUGCCCACACAAUCUGUGGAUGGAAAAGCACCACUUGUUACCAGAGAGGAGGAGGAUGAUGAAGUUCCAGAUCUUGUAGAGGAUUUUGAUGAGGCUUCCAAGAAUGAAGCAAACCAAUGAAUUGAGCCAACUUCUGAAGAAGAUAAAACUCAAAGAAGUUACUGGGGGCUGCUAUUUUAUAUUAUGACUGCUUUUCAAGAUUUUGCUCAUGGAUCUCAUAAAAUUUAGAUUUUAUCUAUGUAAUAUUGAGAAUUCCAAUCCAUGAACUUGGAGUUUCUCUCCAUUAAUUUUAGUCUUCUUUAAUGACUCUAACAAAAUUUUAUAAUUUUCCCUGCAUAGAUCUUUCAUGUCUUUUGUCUGGAUAUUUGUUUCUCUGCCAUUGUUCUAGUGUGUUCCCUUCUUCUUCUUCUUUGUCUCCAUCUUCUUCCUCUUUAUCUUCUUCAGAAGGAAAAAAGAAAACAGAAAAAAUAAAUAUUUUUAAGGCCAAGUCCCUUGGACACUGCAGCUCUUUUCAGUGUUUUCUGAGACACAAUUCAUUCUUUGUCACUAAUUAAGCUGAAGAAA